Messenger RNA from Ipomoea nil (Japanese morning glory), 2177 nucleotides. RefSeq names its product nodulation-signaling pathway 2 protein-like. Gene Ontology annotation, biological process: regulation of DNA-templated transcription. NCBI's taxonomy places the organism in Eukaryota, Viridiplantae, Streptophyta, Magnoliopsida, Solanales, Convolvulaceae. The record is from RefSeq and is a predicted model, not a curated record. Gene Ontology annotation, cellular component: nucleus. Gene Ontology annotation, molecular function: sequence-specific DNA binding; DNA-binding transcription factor activity. The transcript has a single exon. Bases 215 to 1894 code for a protein of 559 amino acids.
UUUGUACUUAGCUUCAAAGCCCCCCAUCGACACGUCAUGUUAGGCAAAAGAUUCUCCUAUUUUUGGCAUUACCCAAUAUUUUAUUCUUGUCCCUGUUGAGGUUUUACCAGGCAAAACUAUACCAACUUUGCAACUCUCCCCUAUAUAACUCUGGUCCCCUGCCCUCAAACGUGGGAAAACCCAAAUUCAGUACAACAAAUACAUAUAAAAUAAAAUGGAGUUUGAGAGUUUUGAGGUUAUUAGCUUUUCUCCAACCUACAUUCAUGAGUUUCAAGAACAUGGCUCGGAAGUCUGCACAGACAGCUCAGUUAGUUCUUGGGUGGUAGAUUAUGAACAAAAAUAUGGGUUAUUAGAAGCCUGUAUGGGUAGUUCUGGUUUUUGGGUGGCAGAUUGUGGACAAGAAUAUGGGUUGAAAGUCCACACGGGUAGUUCGGUUGGUUCACCGGUGACAGAAUGUGGACAAGAAUAUGAGUUAGAAGUCUGCGCGGAUAACUCAGUUGGUUAUUGGGCGACAGAUCGUUGGAAAGACCAGUCCCACGACUACUCCAACGAUGUGGACAUUCAAGAAUGUCUCCAACUAGAGACAGACAUCAUGGACCUCGAUUUCAUCGAUGAAGAUGCUGUCUUUUCCCAGAACAGCAGGGAGCAAGAAACGGCAGUAACUCCAACGGGAGAGGCCGGCGCCUGUGGCUUCUUAACCCCAGAAAAUUGCAGCUCCCAUCUCAGAACCAUCCAGGAAGAAGGGCUCAUGGAGGAAACCAAAACCAGCCUGAUUGAUCUUCUUCUCAUGGGAGCCCAGGCGGUCCAGGCCGGGAACAGAGAUCUAGCGUCAAUCAUAGUCCUCAAGCUCAAUAAUCUACACCUUUCUGGCGAAGAAGAAGAAUCUGGGCAUCUUGAAAGACUAUCACUUUACUUCACUCAAGGAUUGGUCUUCAAAACCAUGAAUUAUGGGGAGCAGAAAUGGCAGGAGGGAUCAAUGUCGGCUUUCCAGAUGCUUCAAGAAAUCUCCCCCUACAUAAAAUUCGCGCAUUUCACCGCGAACCAGGCCAUUCUCGAAGCCACCCAGAACCAGAAAGAGGUUCAUAUAAUCGAUUUCGACAUCAUGGAAGGGAUCCAAUGGCCGCCAUUAAUGGCGGAGUUAGCAGACAGGGAAAACGCGUCUCUCAGAAUCACCGCCAUGGUUGCAGAGACCCAAAGCUGGGCUCAUACUCAACAAACAGGGAAGAGGCUACACGAAUUCGCAAACUCCAUUAAUCUUUCCUUCGCAUUUGACCAGAUUCUUCUAACCAAAGAACAAGAUCUUGAGCAAAUUCAGAGCCUGGGUAAUCACCCAAUAGCCAAUUUAAUGAUCCACCAGCUUCACAUGCCACACAGAGAGAACCCACUAAUCAAGAUUUUCCUAAACGGGCUCAGAAACCCGCAGAUGAUAAUCAUGGUGGAGGAAGAGCUCUUUAAAAUCUCCAGAACCCCAUCCAUGUCGUUCGUGGAGUUCUUCAGGGAAGCCAUCCACCAUUACACCUCCCUAUCCGAUUCUCUGCAGGGAGGGUUCUGCGGGGGGUAUAAAUUGGCGCAAAGGGUCAUAGAAAAAGAGUUCCUAGGGCCCAGAAUCAUGGACAGUGUAAGCAAAUUCCCAUCUGGGAAAAGAGAGAGACAAACAUGGAGUCAAGGGGUGUACUCCCUGAAAGGAUUCAAGCCAGUUCCUAUGAGUUCUUGCAAUGUCAGCCAGGCUAAGUAUCUCGUGAGCCUCUUCAAUGGAGGUUUUUGGGUCCAGCAUGAACACUGCAGGCUUGCCCUGUGCUGGAAAUCUCGGCCGUUGAUCACUGCCUCCAUUUGGGUUCCCACCACAUCAUCAAUUAGUCACAGUAGUCUUUCAAGGUCAACUUCUUUUGAUUGAUUUUUCAUGUCAGCAUUUAGCAUUUACCAGUUAUCAUUACGUCAAAAGUUAUAGUUAGUAAAUUUGAAGGUCAUGUUUCUAUAGUAUGAUGCUGGAGUUGGUUCUUUGAGUUACUGUCCAACAUUAUGGUAUUGGGUAUUUGGGUUUAGGUUAGCAGGGGUUAUGUGUAAAUAUGGGGAUUUCUUUGUAGGGUUGAUGAAAUUUUGGGGAGUCUUGAAAGUGAUUGUAUUUGUAAAAUAGCAUUUACUAUAUACAUAUAUUUUUAUUUAUCUUGGGAAUGCAA